AUGGCACCCAAAUGUGUGAUGGUAGUGAAAUCACUUCAAAUGGCAGAAAUACAUUCAUUAUUGACCCAAAUGAAUUCUAAAUUGACAAAUAUAGAGUCCAAAAAUAACUGUUUAGAAGUUCGACUGACCGAAAUUGAAAAGAAAAUCUCAGUUAUGGGAGAAAUCCAAACAGCAGUAACCACAGUAUCCUCCCAUGUCAAAGUGAUGGCAGAAGAAAUGAAUACAAUCAAAAACGAUCAAAAAGAGCUUGAAUCUAACAUGUGUUCUCUGGGUAACUUAUUUGAUUCAGUAAAAGACGCAGUGGGAUCCAACUCGAAACAGAUAAAUGAAAACCGAAAGGAGUUGGUUGAAAUCAGAGAGGGAAAAGCUACAGAUCUGCAGCUAGGAAAAGGUCAGCAAGAUCAGAAGACAUUGAAUGAGGCAAGUGACAACUUACGGGAGUCGAUGAUUGAUCUCAAAGCUCGCUCCAUGAGGGACAACUUGAUGUUCAGUGGAAUAUGGGAAGAGAAAAACGAAGACACCGAAGCAGUGUUACAAGAAUUUAUUUACCGUAAAUUCAAGCCUGGCUACGAAAUUUCGUUUGAGAGAGUGCAUAGGAUGGGGAAGUGGAACGAAUUUAACGAAUUCCCCCGCAAUAUAGUUGCUAAGUUCUCUUUCUUUAAAGACCGGGAGUUCAUACGGACACGUGCACCACAAAAGUUAAGCGGCACUCGUAUCUGGGUCAACGAGCAAUACUACAGAGAUCGAAGAAAAAAAGAAAGAAGUUAUAUCCCGUCAUCCGACAAGCCAGGAGGGAUCACAAAAAAAUAUUAUGCUGCCAAGAAACAUGCCAGCUUAGAGGGAUGUUGCCUGCCACCUCCAGAGAAAGAAGAUAUUCGUCAGCGUAUGGUCCAAUCUAAAUACUUAAAAACUGAUUACAAGAUUCAUGUGGCAGAAACAUCAGAUGUUGCUGAUCAUUGCAGAAGGUAUGCUUUAAGCGACUGUUCUAAACUGUUUUCUCUGGAAUGCAAUCAUGACCAUACUAACUUUUGUGAGGCCUGCGAACAGCUCAAAGAAGUUGUAGGUGAUGUCAAACAGCUUGUUGAUAAUUUUGAUUUCUCUGCAAGGGAGGACAAAGAUGACAUCAUAUUUCGAUUGAAGUUUGCUGAAACAGGAAUUUUAGGCUGGAAAGCUCAUCUUUUAAGGUCCAAAAAUCAAGAAGAGGCAAAACAGGAAGUGUUGAGAAGCCUAUCGAUUUCUAAUGCUUGCAUUAUCUUAGACUGGGCUAUGAAAUAUCUGCCUCACAAGUACAGAGAGGACAGCCAGGAUUGGUUUGGGAAAAGGGGGAUAUCAUGGCACAUAGCAGUUGUGUUUAUUAAGGAUGAGGAAAUUUUGAAAGCUUUAACAUAUGUGCAUAUAUUUGAAGGACAAAUAUGUCAAGAUGCCAGUGUUACAACAGCAGUUAUAUUAGAUGUGAUACACGGUCUCCGUCAAGAGUAUCCGGAUAUCUCGACAAUUAAUCUGUGGUCUGAUAAUGCAGGAUGCUACAAAAGCUCUGAAACGAUAUCAACCCUCUACCACCACUGUAAAACAGUCAACUCAUUUGAUUUUUGCGAGGCGCAGGAUGGUAAGGGUGCAUGCGACAGAUCAGCUGCUGUUAUCAAAGCUAAUAUAAGAAGAUUUGUCAAUGAAGGUCAUGAUGUGGUGACAGCACGACAAAUGAAACAGGCAAUAGAGAAAACCAGUAGGAAAGUGAAGUACAGGGUGAAGGUAGUUGAAGUGGAAACAACGGAGCGACAGAAGUUCAGACCAGUCCCAGGAAUUUCCACAUUAAACAAUUUCAAGUUCCUUGGUGAGAGAGUACAAGUAUGGAGACAGUAUGGCAUUGGAGAUGGUAUGACCAUUCCUGGAAAAAAUUUGAGUAACAUCCAGCCAACAUCAUUGAAAAUAUUGGAAGGAGAUAGUGCUGAAGUCCACUUUCACUCAAUUCUGAAACCUUUAAGCAAGGAGGAGCAACACGUGUUCACAUGCAGCCAUGAAAGCUGUGUUUCAACUUUCAGCACAUCUGAGGAACUUGAUCACCACCUUAUUGUUGGCAGUUGUGACUUAAAGUUAGAAAAGGAAAGGAGCAACGACUUAGUCGUUCAAAAGUAUGCCAAAAUACUGCAGAAAGAAAACCGAGAACAAUACACACUUUCCUGUAUUAGUAAAGAAAGCACUGAUGACAGUAUUUUGAAAAAAGGAUGGGCUCUAAAAGAAGAAAGAAAGUGUGUUCGAUUUUCUAAGAAGCAGAAAUCUUAUCUGGAGGACAAAUUCAAGGCAGGUUUGAAGUCUGGAAGAAAGGAAGAUCCUGUCUCAGUUUCAGAAGAAAUGAGAAAAUUGAAAAAUAAAGAUGGAGAAAGGGUGUUUGCAUUAGAAGAGCUGUUGUCAGCGCAGCAAAUUGCUGGAUUUUUUUCAAGGAUGUGCAAGAAGUCUCAGUCUGCAAUUGAUGAAUCUUUAUUUGACAGCAUCCAUGCAAUACUUUAACUUCCAUUUUAGUGUUCCAUGUUAAUUGCAGUGUCAGUAGCAUCAAUUAUAUAUAUUUUGCAUGUGUAGAGGAUAAUUAUUUUCAGCUCAGAUUAAGAAAGUUGAGUAAUACAUGUACUACUUAUGAAAAUAUAAUGUAAAAUUUGCCUUAAAGAUAAUCUUUAUUGAGGUGAACUUUGCAAUUUUUUACGCUUUAAGCUGUAUAUAUAAUUUAAAUGGGUAGCAUGUACAGCCGCUGCACAGGAUUCUUUGUUAUGAAACAUCUUGAACAUUGUUAUGUCAUAGAGUGCUUGUCAUGUACAUCUACCAGCCCUCUUAUUUGUCCAUCACUCUCUCUCUCAAGUUCAAAGAAACAAUUUCAUUUUAUUAUAUGAAAACUCCAUAUGCCUAAACAUGUACAUGAAAAGAAAUAUUCAAUUGCACCAGCAAAUUUAUCACCAUAGCAAUGAAAUUCAUUUUCAAUUUAUUUAGUGAUAAAUCUUAUACCAUCUUACAUUUUCAAUUACAUGUUGUCGACUAUUGAAAUGUCUUUCUUCCUGAUUUAUCUACGUGUAAUUUGUCUAACUUGAUACAAGGCUACAAUACCCAAAAAUGACUGUAAUUAAUUGCAAAAUAAAUAAAAUUCUUGUAUUUGAAAACAGGACUGCUAAUUUAGUAUAUAUUUUUUAAAAUGGGCUAUAGAUUUUGUAUACUGGGAUUUAAAAUAUCAAUUAAAGGGAUUUUCUUGAAUUAUUGUCUGCCAUAGCAACAGUUUCUGUCAAAUUAUGAAUUUCUAUUUUGAUAUUUUGUAAAAUACUUUUCAUUCAAUUUUUUUUUUGUAUUGAAAAAUAAAAAUGAUCAUGAAUGAAGUUAUUAAAAUAUUUGUUGUAUACUUGUGAUAGCAACCAUUAAACGGAAGUGUUCGAAAACUAUUUGGUUACCACAGCAACAUUAUUUUAGACAUAUGAUAUUUCAAAAAAAUGUACGUAAGUGAAAUAAAAAAAAUAAUAAGUGUUAUCUAUUUGUUAGAAGAAAUUAAAUCAUGCACUGUGACAAUAGAUUCUACAAUGAGUGUGCUAAAAUUUCAAGCAUCUGUAAUGAGAAAACUGCUACCAAAAAUUUGUUAUGUACAAAAAACACACAGACAGACAGAUGGAUGGACAAAAACACAAAAAAAAUAUUUCAAAACCUUUUUUUCGGAGUGGUGGUAUAAUAAUUCCCUACUAAAGGAACAGCAAAAGAUCAUUUCAACAACAGCAAACACAAGUUGAAUCGAAAUGUUGGGGGGGAUUCUUGACUAUGUGCUUGUCCUACUUAAAAUAAGAACUGCAUAAAACAUGUAGAUAUGUUUCAAUUAAUGAAGGAAGUUGCUUCCAAAAUAUCGUCCAUGAUUUUAUAUAGGUACUUAUUGUUUACUUGUUUCCAUGGAAACAAAUCCUGCUGCAAUAUUUCAGAUACCAGUAGGUGUGAUCAGUUUAAGUUUGAAUUCAUCUGUUUUUGUCUGCGUUAAGAAAUUAAUUAGAAGUAUAAUCAACCAUUGGUGGCAGUGCUACAGGUUUGUAUACUGAUACAUCAAUAACUAUUUGGACAAUUACUGAUUUUUUUGGUAACCAUAGCAACUUUUUAAUUAUGAAUUUCUAAUUUCAUGCUGGUGAAAUGACAAGGUUAAUGUGAUUUAUUUAAUUAAAGAAGAUAUACAAUCGUGCAAUAAGGCAGUAGAUUUUGUAUAUUAAAAAUAUCAAUGAAAGGGAUUUUCCAGAACUUUUGGCUGCCAUAGCAACCGUUUUUAAAAUAAAUUAUGAAUUUACAUUUCAAUAUUCAGUGAAGUAAAAUUAAAUUCAAUUUUUUUAUUGAUUGAAAAAGACAAAUAAUCACGAAUGAAGCAAUUACAUUAUUUGCUGUAUACUUUGUAAGUAUCACAAAAAUUGUGAUAGCAGCCACUUGAAGGAAUUGUUCAAAACCUAUUCAGUGACCAUAGCAACGUGAUUUUAGACAUUUUUAUUUUAUUUUUUAAAAUGUACAUAAAUGAAAUGAUAAAUAUAAAGAGUGUUUUCUAUUUAAUUGAAAAAAUUAAAUCAUAGUUUACACUGAGGCCACGUAUACUGCGUAAUGAUAACGUCAAUAAUUAUAUUGAUUUUUCCUGACUUCUUCGGUUGCUAUAGUAACCCAGUACUUUUCUUUAAUUUAUAAAUUUGCAUUUUAUAUCAUAAUAUAUUAAAAUGACAAGGUUUAUUAAUGUGAUUUGUUUUACUUUUGAUUUUUUAGGGUUAUAAUGUAUAAAAAAGGAACCAAGUGUUGAAUCUACAAAUUUAUAAAAUCUCCAUAGCAACCAUUUUCAUUUUCGUUUUAUUUUAUUUUAAGAAAUAAUACCUCUCUAGAAAUUUUAUAUUUUGUUAAGUAAGGAAUGACCUUUUCAGUGAUGGUAGUUGUUUGUUAUGGAUUGCCCGCGUUUUCUUGCUACUAUGCUUAGAAUAUGCCAAAAAUUGGCACUUUUUCAAAUUUGUUAAAAUUUGAAAAAUUAACCCUUUUCACUGAAAGACAACUCUUUUAUGGCCAACUACUGAAUAAUUUCAUCAGUUGUGGUAGCUACUCCAACAAAUAGUCUAUCAGAGUAGGCAACAAUUAAAUCUGUAAAUAAUAUGCAGAAAAUAGAAAAACAAUGAUGAAUAUGGUAUACUUUCAGUAGCUUGCACUGUAUUUUUGGCCUCAAAAUGGUGGUUUUGGUUACCAUGGCAACCAGGACUCAAAAUAAAAAAUUAACCCCAAAAAUGUUUCAUACAUGGUGUUUCUACAUUGCAUGCAA
Saccostrea cuccullata (small rock oyster) is the source of this 5287-nucleotide messenger RNA. RefSeq lists its product as uncharacterized. Bases 1 to 2505 code for a protein of 834 amino acids. The transcript has 7 exons. Lineage: Eukaryota; Metazoa; Mollusca; Bivalvia; Ostreida; Ostreidae. The record is from RefSeq and is a predicted model, not a curated record.